AUGGAAUUCAUGAAUGCAUUACUCGGUCAUGAAAGCAAACGAGGUAGCAAGUCUCACAUCCCGAAAAGGCUGUUCGGCCGACGCCCCUCGGAUGACGAGCUCACGGCGCUGGCGAGUCUCGUAGUCAAGGUCAUUAUCAGAGAUGCUAGCCCCUUCGCGCGUGAUCAAAUUGUCCUAAUUGUUGAUUAG
Molecule: messenger RNA, 189 nt
Organism: Penicillium samsonianum
Lineage: Eukaryota; Fungi; Ascomycota; Eurotiomycetes; Eurotiales; Aspergillaceae
Exons: 2
Coding region: 1-189 (62 amino acids)
Source: RefSeq, a predicted model, not a curated record